This is a messenger RNA of Clavispora lusitaniae ATCC 42720, 3003 nucleotides long. It is a transcript of the gene VID21, whose product is annotated as Vid21p. Gene Ontology annotation, biological process: DNA repair. Gene Ontology annotation, molecular function: chromatin binding. Gene Ontology annotation, cellular component: NuA4 histone acetyltransferase complex. NCBI's taxonomy places the organism in Eukaryota, Fungi, Ascomycota, Pichiomycetes, Serinales, Metschnikowiaceae. The record is from RefSeq and is a predicted model, not a curated record.
AUGGCUUCAGAGGCGGAACUAAUAAAAGAGGAGCAUGAGAAGAAGUUGCAUGAGCUCUUUUACCUUUUCUCGAAUCCCUUGCAGUCGCUAGAUGACUUUCAAAGCCAUCUUAAGGAUGGUGCUGCUAUCCAGUUUCUUCGUGACAAUGACAUCAAGAAGAACGCAUCCGUCGUUUUCAAAUCGCUUCCUGGGGUUUCCAAUUACGAGAACCUCAGACGCGAGAUGACGAAUGCAAUACAGGCGGAAUUGUAUGGUGCUGAUGAACGAAGGAAGAGAAGCGCUGAAGAUUCUGAAUCCGCAAAUUAUCUGAAAGCACACAAAUCCCAUACAUCAGAUUAUCCAAGCAGAUUAAUGCCUGCUUCUCAAAAAGAAAAGCCUACUAAAUCUGGUGUUACCUCUAUCAUGUCUCAGAUCGAGGUUUUGGAGGCAGAAACAAACCGCUUUCUUGACACGAGCAUUAACGAUUUAGAAAUAUUAUCUUUACCCGAACACUAUCCAACAGAUGUUCACAACGUCUCCUCAUUAGCGGAGCUUUAUUACCUCACGCAGACACUACCCCUUAUCAAGCUUUUACCUGGUUCCCACAAGGCUCUUAUGACAGAAAACUUUGAGCUGGCGUUACUUGAGGGAAAGAUUGCAGUACUCUAUUCGCGUAUUGAGGAACUAAAACGCCAGAAGAAAUGGUCCUUGCGCCAACCAUCAAGAUAUUAUGAUCCAUUUUUAUAUUCGAAAAAGAAUAAGAAAACCAAGCAACAUCAUUGGGAUAUACUUCUUGAGGAAGCAAAGUGGAUGGCAACUGAUUUCAACGAGUCUGGAAAGUUUAAGAAGGCAUGCUGUUUUGAGUUAGCGCAGGCGGUCCAAGAUUAUUGGUCCUACGGUAAAGUAAUGUGCAUCAAGAGAAAACCCAUUGUCCAUCUCGAUGAACGCACUGAACAUCAACAAUCCGAGUCCAACAAUAUAAUGAAGAAGGAGCCUACGCCUUCAAUAGUAGAACCAGAACUCAAAAGUCAAGUUCCAGAAAUUCCUGACCAAGAUGCAGGGAAGCCAGCUGAAGCGGAAGACGUUUCUAUGGAAGAAGAAGAAGAUGAAGAAGAAGAAGAAGACGAAGACGACGAAGACGAAGAAGUAGAAGAGGAAGGGGAAGAUGAUGAUGAAGCAGACGAAGAAGAAGAAGUAGAGAAUAUUGAAGAAGAGCCCUCCAUUGAUAUCAGCAAACUACUCGAGCGUCCUAGACCAGAGGAUGAAAUCAUCCCCCCGGAGCUUCCAUCGUACACGCCUGAAGAAGUGCCAAAGCGCAGUCCUUUCAAAACACACAUUUCGCUCAAGGACCUCAAGAAGAUUGACCAAUCCAUUAUUCUCAAUUUGCCUAAAUUUACCGCAUUUGACAAUGAAAGCCAACCUUCAUUUAAACCAGGGGAAAAUUCAAUUGUUCCCGUCUCCCGCAUGCUUCACCCAUUUGACGAUGAUGACGACUGGCACAAGAUUGUUCUCAAACGGACGACGCCCGAACAGGGACAAGAUGGCCCACCUGCCUUUCAGAAGGGUCUAUUUGGAAUGCAGUCGCAUAGGAGGUUCAACUUUCUUCGUCCACCAAAGCCUCCCAAUAUCAAAAAUAUCCGUUACCGAUCACCCACCAUAUGGCUUCCUCAAGAUGAUAAGCAUUUGAUUCACUACGUGGCAGAAUACUGUUUCAAUUGGGAUUUGAUUGCAGCAAGUCUUCGCCCCGUUUCCACAAUGCGCAGCUAUGAAUCCAACAUCGAGCGCCGUACGCCGUGGCAAUGUUUUGAGCGUUAUAUUCAACUCAACGAGAAGUUUCAGUUUUCUGAUAUGAAGGGCCACCAUGCCUAUCAAGCACAGCAAUGGCUUGAGCAUGCACACAAGGCACAACUGACUACGAAGAGACGUAUUUCGCCUCUUGGAGUUGGCGCUGAAUCGAUCCAACGCGGUCACCGCCGUUUACGUUGGGCCUCCAUGUUUGAUGCCAUGCGUAAGGCUAUGCGCAGACGUGAGACUUCAGCUGCAAAGGCAAGCCGUCGUAGCACAACAAGUGACUUCGGGCCGGGGGCAGCGGGAUCCAAGCGAACUGGCGACCGCACUCCUACACCAGCCGAACUUUCCAAGCUCAAGUUUGAUCGAGACAAAACUAUUCAAGAAGCAUACAUGAAUCAGCAAGCGACUCGGUCUCGUAUGAUGGCAGCAGUGAAACCUGAACAGCGUGCUUCUAAGCCAGGAAGCAUCAAGCGCCCCACAACCCCUAACGGUACACCGUACACUGUGGAACAAAUCCAGCAACUUCUCCAGCUCCAGAAACAAAGACGUAUGAUGCAACAGAAGCCUUUCACUGCGGGUCCUACAGGAAGUAGCAAUGGAGUAGGCGGAGCGGGAGGGCUUUCUAUUGGUCCAGGCACCGGAUCUGCUGCUCAGCCUGCAGCAACGUCUUCUUUGGGUGUUCCAGGCUCUGUUUCUAACUCUGCUCCUGGGUCCGUUCCUGGCUCUGUUUCUGGAUCUCUCCCUGGGGCUCUUUCAGGACCCAUUCCUGGUAGUGCAGCUGCAGGGAAUCAGAGCUCAGCAUCUGCCCCUGUCCCUGGCUCAGGUCCGUUGUCUGCAGCUAAACGUCCCAAGGGCCGCAUCCAAUUUGCGCCUGCACAGGUCUCAGCCAUAAUCAACUCUAUUCAGCAAAAGAACCCAAACUUGUCGAAGGAGCAGGUCACUAAACUUGCUGCGUCGUAUUUGGCUAACUUGCAGCAGCAACAAAACCGCCUUGACCGCCCGCAGCUGGCAGUUCAACAGAAUGUUCAGGCACGGCAGAUGCUGCUCCAACGCCAAAAGCCAAAGGACGAUCAACAGUCACUUUCUAAGAUGCACUAUGAGGAACGUAAAAAGUUGAUGAUGCAGGGACAACUGCAACCUCAGUUUCCCCCUUCAUCGACUACAAGACGUCCAAGCCCAGGCGGCAGGGCGUCCCCAUAUGCGGGUCAGAGCAGGGUAACCAAGGACACAUGA